AUGGAUUAUUCUGAUGGAAAUACAGAUAAUCAGAUUGAAAAAAUACUUCGUGAAUUUACUCGUAAUAUUCGAGAAAAAGGAGAUAAAGAUCAAAUAUCAUAUGAGGAAGAUUCAGAUAGUGAUAAUAAUAUUAAAGAUAAACCAAGAAAUUACAAACCUAACAGAGAAAUAAAAGAAUCUGAUCAAGAGAAUGACAGAGAUAGAGAAUUAAUACAUGAAACAGAUAAAAAUUUAUCGAUUUAUAAAUCAAAGAAAUAUAAAAAAGAUGGAAUUAAUAAUUUAUGUUUAAAGAUUAAUCAGUUUAAAACUGUUGUAGAAAUGGAUUUUUCAUUAUAA
Messenger RNA from Scutellospora calospora, 336 nucleotides. NCBI's taxonomy places the organism in Eukaryota, Fungi, Glomeromycota, Glomeromycetes, Diversisporales, Gigasporaceae. The record is from the annotation of a GenBank genome assembly.